AGCAUUGGUCCGGUCGUGUAGUCCAAAUCAGACGGUCGCGGGACGCAGAACUGACGCUACUUAAAUUACAAACACGCACAGUCUGGUUCAAUGGUUAAAGCUACAUUGUGAGAUCGAGAUGUCGAGUUAACUGUUCUGAAUUUUAAUGAUUUUACAAAAGUGCUGAAGAAAUAUUUAUUUAGAUUCGGUGUACCUAUAGUAAAUCGGAAAUAUACUGCGCAGUCAACAUUUCGACUGUAAAAAGUGAUUGAUUAUGUCGUGUGCUACGUGGUUCUUCAUUGUCCUACUAUUCCAUGUGAUGGUAGUACUGCAGAGUUCACGAACAUGGGAUAAUAUACAGCUUUUUCCAGCAAGUAAAAUUCCUGAUAACGCUUUGAAUCCGAAACGGUCCAUAGUCCGAAGAAAAAUCGUGCUCUACCAUAACUUCUUGCGAACCAAAGUCCAGCCUCCUGCAGCAAACAUGUUGAUGAUGUCAUGGCACCCAUUGGCCGCGAAGCAAGCGCAACAAUAUGCGGACAGAUGCGUGUUUCUGAAACACAACGACGCCAGAGAGAACACUAUCCCGCAACUUGGCAGUUGUGGACAAAAUUUGUUCGUCUCUAGCCAAAAAACUCCUUGGUUCUUCGCUCUCAAGAGCUGGUUCCUCGAAUACCAGAACUUCACGUAUGGGUUGCCAAUACGCGACCUGAAAGCUGUAGGGCACUACACACAGAUGGUGUGGGCCACAAGCCAUAAACUGGGCUGCGGCAUAGCGCAUUGUGCAGGGGGACCAUGGGGACAGUUUUACAACUACGUUUGUCACUAUUGUCCACAUGGCAACAUUAUCCCCACCCCCGAGUUCCCGUACAAAGCGGGUAUGCCAUGCCAGGACUGCCCACAAAGCUGCGUAGCUGACAAACUCUGCACCAACCCGUGUUUCCACCGUGACUUUUACUCCAACUGCGAGGAACUGGUCGGGCUAGCUGACGUAUGCCCUCAAGGAUUCUGCAACGCGACUUGUCUGUGCGGCAAUAACAGGAUACAUAAGAAUUACCCUUGGAAAUAAAUUGAUUAAAAAUGA
Ostrinia nubilalis (European corn borer) is the source of this 1060-nucleotide messenger RNA. Its product is annotated as serotriflin-like. The coding region runs from base 254 to 1045 and encodes 263 amino acids. The transcript has 6 exons. Lineage: Eukaryota; Metazoa; Arthropoda; Insecta; Lepidoptera; Crambidae. Gene Ontology annotation, cellular component: extracellular region. The record is from RefSeq and is a predicted model, not a curated record.